AUGGCUGUCAAUGCCGCUGUCACUAAUAAUGCUAGCAGCAGUACUCAAGAGGACAUGCCGGAUUAUUCAGGUCGACCUAUUUCUUCAAAGCCCACUUCUGUGACUUCUAUGUACGACUAUCCAAUCCAACACCAAGACUCGACCUCUAUCUUGUCCAUGUCAGCCUCAGCAGACAGCAAUCAGCAUGCACUCUUACCUCUAUCCAGGAACCUUUCAUCACAAGCAGAGUCUUUGAAUGCAAUUCCUCUCCAAAACUCCAUUAAUAAUUCAGUAAAUCGUUCAACUCUACACUCAUCUUCAUGGGAAAUCUCUUCAAGCCAGUUGAAUGCAUCAGCUCCAACAAACCCUGACUCAACCCCCGCUAUCCAUGGAUUGUUGCUUCCAUAUCUAACAUGGAUCCUGAAUGCAUCACAUGGAGUUUUUUCUUCAUUGCCAUUCACUACAAAUCAGAGCAGCAAUCAUACCAGAAACGAAGAGAUGUUGGAUGGCAUUUCAACAGAACAAACACCGCUUCUAGCUGGGGAUAGCAUUCUCUCGUUGAUAGACGACAGAUACCCUGAUGAUCCUCCUCCAUACUAUAAUUCAGAUGCAGAAAGUAAUACAGAUGAGCUGCCCACUUAUUCUCAAGUUCAGGCCACAUCAUCCUCACAAGCCAACGACUCGGAUGAGGAUUGGUUAGAUCAAUGCAGCAACUGUAUGAUGCCAGUGUUUUUCUUUUUACUAUUAAUUGGCGCGGCCUUUCUUACCGUUUUACCGUUGACCUGGGAAGAUCCUCCCAUGCACACACCGACACUCCCAAAACAGCCCAUACCAACCCUAUCUUCGUUAGACUUUCCACCAAUCAGACCCACAACGAUAAAAGUCGCGCCAUCUGAAACUCAAUUGUCACAUCUUACUGAUAUACCAUUGACAAGCCAAGCUUCAAUCUCUAAAUACGAUUCACAAGCCAAAAAGCUACAACGACAGAUGGCUCUUUCACCUGCUUUGGGUGGACAGGUGGAAACAGCAGACAUACGGUCUGCUGCUCGCCAGAUUGCCUCACGAAACAGUAGUGGGAAAAAAACUUGA
Messenger RNA from Batrachochytrium dendrobatidis JAM81, 1068 nucleotides. RefSeq lists its product as uncharacterized. The record is from RefSeq and is a predicted model, not a curated record. NCBI's taxonomy places the organism in Eukaryota, Fungi, Chytridiomycota, Chytridiomycetes, Rhizophydiales. The coding region runs from base 1 to 1068 and encodes 355 amino acids. The transcript has 3 exons.